ACAUCAGUUUGAUUUGAUUCAUACACGUCUACACAUCACACAUCACACAUCUCAAGUCUUGGGAAAUUGAGAAAGGAAGAUAAGUUCUAUUCUCUCUUUUCUUUUAUUAAAUAAAACGAUCAUUUCUGUUUUUUUUUUAAAACACAUCGCGAAUACAAAGUAAAACAUCGAAUGAAAUGUUGAAGAUAUUUUCGGUGUUGUUUUUAAUUUCCCUCCCAAUCGAAAAUGUUAUUUCCGAGUCGGGUAUUCACGAAGCCGAAGAAACGCAUCUUUCCAAUCAGUUUGAUGUUGAUUUAACUGGCGACAAUGACGAUACUAACAGAACAAUUUCGAAACGGGCUAGUUUUACUGUAAACUUGGGGAAUCGAAACGCAAAAACAAUUAUGGAUAAUAUUCUUCAAAAAGCGCAACAGCGUUUAAAUGGCUUAUAUUUGGACGAUACGCCUAUCGGACCGCUACGCGAACGAGUUUUUCGCAGAAUCGUGCAUUUAGAUGGAGGAAUAAUUGACCUGCCUGUUCAAUUUAAAGCCCACAUUACACGAUAUAAUCCAAACCGCCGUCUGACAUAUCCACAAGGGCUUGAUGCUUAUUUGGAUCGAAUGGGCUUCCGACAGGGCGAUCAAAGAGGUCAUAUAGUGGCACACUCCCUGGAUGGACCAAACAUUCUACAAAACUUUUUUCCCCAUUCCUCUGUUGUCAAUAAUGGUCGAAUGUGGAAAGCAAGCGAAACAGAGAUUAGGGAUUUCCUCAAAGACCAUCCACAGGGAUACGCCAAAUGGGCUGUCCAGUUUUUCUAUCAUCCAAGAAUGUACCCGACUUCGGUGGUUGGAACAAUACGAACCAAUGAUAUGUAUCGCCCGAUCGGCUAUUGUUUAAUCUACUCCACUUACAAUGUAGUAAAUGGAAAUGCUAUAAUGAUAGGAAAAGAUCGUCAUAACAAUUAUGUAAGGUCUGAUUUACCUGAAUACCAUUGCGGGAACAACUCAGAUCUUGGAGAUGAUGUUGAUGGACUGUUCACUGAUGCAUAUUUUUCAAAUUAACAAUGUACAUUGUACAUGCAAGUGAAAACACACAAUAAAAUAAUUUCUUUGUUGAUUAAAUACUUUCAAUAAUGAAAUUAAACGAGUUAAUACGUUGCAAUUGAA
Sitodiplosis mosellana (orange wheat blossom midge) is the source of this 1145-nucleotide messenger RNA. RefSeq lists its product as uncharacterized. The record is from RefSeq and is a predicted model, not a curated record. The transcript is spliced from 3 exons. Bases 177 to 1040 code for a protein of 287 amino acids. Lineage: Eukaryota; Metazoa; Arthropoda; Insecta; Diptera; Cecidomyiidae.